CCUGGUUAUAUGAUCGGAGAGUUACCUACGAUGGUUUUGCCAACUCGUAUUCAUUCUUUUUGAAUACUAGGAGAAUCACUCUUUCCCCAAUAAUACCAUCCAACAAGCUGCCCGAAACACCGCCCCCAUCUGUACUUGCCAUGUUUGCCUACCGCGAAUCUAAAGAGUUACAAUAUGACCCUUUGCUUGAGCAAAAUCUGCCAUUGAGCCUUUUUGGAGAUCCCCUAUCCGACCCGUUCUUUGGAACGGAAAACUUCGAGGGCAAACCAACACUAACGGCUUUUAAUGCCAACACUUUUUUGCUUAGUUUGCAGGUCAUUCAAAAAGGCACAGGUGUGAGAGAGAACACGUCCUCAAGGUGUUCUAGAUCUAAAGAUAGAUUACCAUUUCCAAACCUCGAAGAUGAGCGUGAAGAAAAGCCGAGUUUGAGGGCAAACUCUUUCGAAGAAGGGGAGGAUGAUAUAUAUCCGGGAGCAUGCCCGAAGACUCUCCGUAGCCCGCCAAGGGAAAGACAGAUCAGGGGAAUAAAGCCCAAGUGUGGUGACAUUAAUUGGGUUGAAACUUCUCCAUUUUCCUGUCUUAGAACCCAACCCAACACCGUGGUUGUCCUACACCCACCCUAGGCUGAGCCCACACUCUGCAUACCUUCCCUAAACAUCCAAAAUAUUUCCUUUUCAAAAUAAAGUUUUCCUACUCCUAUUUUAGGCCCUGGCCGAAAAUAAGAGUGUGUAAACCACAACCUUUGUUUGUUGUUAUUUUCUUUCUUUUAAACCUUUUAAUAAACAAAUAAAACCUUCUAUCCUUUUCUAUAAAUCCCAGGCCAAAUAUCCCUCAUUAUCCCAACACAACAUCAACCAAGAUAUUCCCCAUUCUU
This is a messenger RNA of Cuscuta campestris, 874 nucleotides long. Lineage: Eukaryota; Viridiplantae; Streptophyta; Magnoliopsida; Solanales; Convolvulaceae. The record is from the annotation of a GenBank genome assembly.